CCACUGGAAGCUUUGGAACAGAGCUUUCGGGACAUUCUGGCGCAAUCUGCCAAGCCCGAACUUGCGCGCUUCAUGUCGCAGAAGCUGCAGGCGAUUUGGGGCAUUGCACCACUGCUACAUGAAAUGGGCCCCAACUUUGCAGACACGUGUCACAGAGCUUUGCUGACCAGCAGUCGUCCUGAACCUCUGAUUUCUGGCGUCCUCUUGCGGGCUUCCCUACAGCUGUUAAAAGCAGGGAUCAGGCCCUCCAGCGGCGCCAUGGUGCGAAGCUUGGCUCUUCGGGCCAAACUGGCCUGUGGAGCAGGCG
Molecule: messenger RNA, 307 nt
Organism: Cladocopium goreaui
Lineage: Eukaryota; Dinophyceae; Suessiales; Symbiodiniaceae
Source: the annotation of a GenBank genome assembly